This is a messenger RNA of Nilaparvata lugens (brown planthopper), 3149 nucleotides long. RefSeq lists its product as uncharacterized. The transcript has 2 exons. Lineage: Eukaryota; Metazoa; Arthropoda; Insecta; Hemiptera; Delphacidae. The record is from RefSeq and is a predicted model, not a curated record. The coding region runs from base 294 to 2825 and encodes 843 amino acids.
UUAGAAGUGAAACCUCGUAAGUCGUAAUUUUCCUCAAUUGUGAUAUGGAUGUGUUAAUUUGUAGAAAAAUCAGCUGCUUCGAACUAGAUUAACCUCGUAAAUCAGAAAAAUUAUUUAGUCUGAAAAAUAAGCAAUCUAAAAAUACCUCGUAUGUGAGGUAUCAAGAAGGCACUGCAAAUGAAUGGAGUAACCUCGUAAGUAACAGAGAUCCUGUAUGAAUCUAAUGGUGCAGUCUGUGUCUUGAUGUAGCUGUCUGGUUUUCGUUACAUUUCUAGCCUAUUCAAUCAGAAAAUAUGGAUCCUCUUGAAACCAGCCAACAGAAUCUGAUGGGUGUAGACCUGGAUGAUGAUGGAUGGAUCGAUGAUUGGAUGAGUGAUCUACAUAAUUGCCCUUCUGCUCAAAUAGAAUUAACUGAGAAUGGAACUUCAAGAGCAUCUUUAAUUCCACACAAUUGCAGCUCAAGCCCACACAAAACUUGUGAAAACGUCACUGAGGAAACAUGCAUAAGAGAAGAUGAAACUGCCUAUUAUAAAAUUGUUGACAGUGAAGAUAAUCUCAUCAUGGAUGCUACUACUUUUCUGCCAGUCAAUCCUGAAAUAGAAGCUGACAGACCUUCAAGAACAGCUUCAACCCCAACAAUGACUACUUGUACAAGUAAUUUAGAUGAAGAAAACAGUCGUGAUUGUAACUUUUUGGAAUCUUGUAGUUCUAUUGAAAUUGAACACAGUUACAGUUCAAGUCCAAACAAAACUUGUAAAAAUAAUAACAUCGACAUCAUGGAAGAGAUUAUGAAAGAGCCUGGAACUGGAAAUUGCCAAAUUGUGAUUAAUAAAAAUAAUGAUGUCAUCGUGGAAGAAAGUAUAAAAGAAUCUGAAACUGCCUGUGACCAAAUUUCUUCAUUUCUGCCUCAAGAAACCAAUAUUAAUCUAUGUGAUGAAGAAUAUGGAAGUAAUGAUGAAGCAGCUGCAGAUGAUCCAGAUUAUGUUGUAUCAGAACAAAGCUCUUUAGAUGACAUCAUUGAUGUGAAUCAAGAAGAAUUAAUUGAAAAUAAUGCUUUGGGUAGGUUCAUCAAUAAAAGAAAUAGAAAAGGCCAAGCAAAACGUGAAGAGUGGUUUGAUUCCAAAAAUAAAAAGCUCCGUGAACAAGGGAAACAAUACACUGGAUGGAAAAAAGAAGAAAGUGGGAAAAGUAAAAGAGGAAAAGAGAGAAAAUCAAGAAAAUUAGGACCAAGAUGCCAAGGUAGGGGAUGUCAAAGAUCUGGGAGAACCUGUAAUGAAGUUUCAAAUGAUGAGAGAGAAACUAUUUUCAGAGACUUCUGGACAAAUUUAUCUUGGGGUCAGAAAAAGACCUAUAUUGCCUCAUUGGUGAGCUGUGGAAUGAAGAAGAGUGUCAAGAAUCCAGGAGCAGCUUCAAGGCGGAAGUCAACAUUAACAUACACUGUUAAAACCACAAAUGGUGUAGUUCAUAAAGUUUGUAAACCCUUUUUCUUAAAUACCUUCGCUUUAGGGGAGUGGACAGUCAAGAAUUGGGCAGCAGAUUCCACCAAUGCUGCUCAAGGGCAUGCAAUCACACCUGCAAAAGUAGCUAGACCAAGAAGAGGGCUUGGUGAGAAUAACCCAAGAGCUGCAGCAAAGCUGAAUGAAUUUUUGGACAACAUGCCCAAACUACCAGCUCACUAUUGUAGGAGGGACUCUUCAAAGCUGUAUAUUGAGCCAGUAUUUGGAAACCGAAUGGCAGAUGUCUAUGCAGAAUAUAAAAGGCAGUGUGAAAAUGAUGAAGAACCAAUAAAACCGUUGUCCACAUGCACAUUUUACAAGAUAAUCCAUAGCAAAAAACUAUCAUUUCAGCAGCCAAAAAAAGACAGAUGUGACUUUUGUGUUGCAAAAGAUGCUGGACUAAUCAGUGAAGAAGAUUACAUUGAACAUGUUAAAUUGAAAGAUAGGGCCAGACAAGAAAAAGCUGAUGACAAGCUGAAAGCUGAUGAAGGUUCUCUAUUUGUCAUUAGCCAAGAUGUCCAAGCAGUGAAGGUGUGUCCAAGUUUAAAUGCAUCAGCUCUAUACUUCAAAACAAAAUUAGUCUGUCACAAUUUUUCAAUUUAUGAGAUGAAGUCUCAUUUUGCAAAAUCAUUUUGGUUCAAUGAGACACAAGCUGACUUAUCAGCAUCAACCUUUGCCAGCUGUGUAAUAGACUUUUUAGAGAAUCGGUGGAAUAAAGAUGAGAAGACUCCUAUUGUUAUUUGGAGUGAUGGUUGCACUAGCCAAAAUAGAAAUGUGAUAAUGGCAAAUGCUCUGUUAUCUUUCAGCAAGGAACAUGAUGUUGAAAUACAACAAAAGUUUUUGGAAAAAGGCCAUACUCAGAUGGAAGUGGACUCAAUACAUGCCAUGAUUGAAAACAAAAUCAACAAUCAGCCAAUCCACUUACCAAGUGACUAUAUAAGGCUGGCAGCAUGUGCCAGAUCAAAUCCAAGCCCUAUUGAACAAAAGGAACUCACCUACGACUUUGUGAAAAACUUUGCUAAGGCAGACCUAUUGAUGUAUGAUAGUAUUAGACCUGGUAGAAAACCAGGUGAUCCUGUGGUGACAGAUAUAAGAGUGAUUCGCUACAAAGAUGGUGAGAUUUCAGUCAAAACAAAAUCAUUUGAUAAUGAAUUUCUUGCUAUUCCUCAAAGAAAACGGAGGAACACUGUUGCUAAAUUAGCUCAAUUCAAACAACUACACAAAGAACCACUAAAAAUAACAAAAACUAAAUGGACCCACUUGCAGCAACUUAAAUCAGUGAUACCUACAGACUGCCAUCCAUUCUAUGAUACUAUAGCUUAUGAAUAAAUUAGAUAAGGGCUUUCAUCUUUGAAAUUUUAUUUUGAUAAGUUUUUUUUACUGAUAAUGGCAUGUAUGGAGUCCACUUCCAUCUGAAUUGUUGGCCCUAUCUAUGACUUAUUUACUAUUAUUUCUAUUUUUAUUACUUGUUACUAUAAUAUUAAUUAAUAAUAGACAUACUUCAUUUGACAUUGAUGACAUGCUCUCUUUUUCAUUUUAAUUCGAUUUUUUGCAAGAAUUCAUUAAUUUUGGUUAUUGUAUGAGGCCUAUAAAUAACCACCAUUGAAGUCUGCUGAAGUUUUGUUUUGUCCAAUCAUGAAACAAGCAUUUUAC